GUCUUGGCUCCAAGAGGGGGUCUUCGACUUCCCGGAGUGGAUCGAAGCAGUCGACCGCCGGGAAGCAGUCCUUGCAGCGAGUCUCUUCGAAGCUCCGAAAAGGCUCCAAGGAAAAGAGUCUGGAGCCAGCGCUGCCCGGUGGCUGGACGACCACGACGGAGCGAAACAACUUUCUGCAGAAGGUGCGACGCGAUCUGGGCCACCGAGACAAUGAGAGGCUCGAAAGGCUGGAGGCGAUCAUGGAGGUGAGGCAGUUGGCACUGCAACGCCAGAAUUGCUGGCCUUUGUGGGAAGACGAGCAGGUCCGACGGGCGCUGUUGGAUGCGAUUCAGGCGCCUGACCCGGAGCGCGGUAAGAGCCUUUACGUCGACGAGGGGCCGCCGCCAAACCAUCCGACAAUCCGGACCGCCGCCUGUGGCGUGCUGGUUCAGCUGGCACUGGACGAUGCUGUGCAGUACGAAAUGGCAAGCGACACCCUCGUGCGUGAAAGCAUCGUCGAGGCUUUAGAACAACUUCCGCCACUUCCGCCUGUGGAUGAUGACACGGAGUCCUCGCCGAAAGCAAAAG
Molecule: messenger RNA, 567 nt
Organism: Symbiodinium sp. CCMP2456
Lineage: Eukaryota; Dinophyceae; Suessiales; Symbiodiniaceae
Source: the annotation of a GenBank genome assembly